This is a messenger RNA of Ascochyta rabiei, 1062 nucleotides long. RefSeq lists its product as uncharacterized. The record is from RefSeq and is a predicted model, not a curated record. NCBI's taxonomy places the organism in Eukaryota, Fungi, Ascomycota, Dothideomycetes, Pleosporales, Didymellaceae. The transcript has 5 exons. Bases 1 to 1062 code for a protein of 353 amino acids.
AUGGAGCACAGUAUCGUCCCAGAGGCUGUAAUCCCUGUUGAAGCAACCCUUCUAGCUCUUGCUGUCGUCAUAGCGUCCGGCCGUUUGGUUCCUCAACUCGUUCAGCACCACCACCUUACAAUCAGCGACCAGUUUUUGAUUGCCUCAAUUUUCAAUGCGGUCGCACUCUUCACCACUGAUGUAAUUACGUACAAGCUGGGUGGUAUGUCAGAUGACAUAGAAGGACCGGAGCCAUCGAUAGCUCAGGCAACUGCUCUGAAGAAGGUACAAUUUGCAGGCAACUACUUUUACGACACAGGUAUAUACCUACCGAAGCUUGCGAUCCUCUCGCUCUACUUCCGGCUCUUCCCUCCUACAAUGCCAUGGCUGCGGAAAGCCCUGUAUACCAUAUCGGUCUUCACAGCAUCCGCAAUGAUCACGACGUGCCUUCUGGAUACCUUCUGGUGUGGCCAGAAAGUCUCCGUCAACUGGUCUCUUGAUGGGGAUGCUUGCAGUACGUUCAGCUCGAAAAUCGUGUUCAGAGUCGACUGGGUGAUGAAUGUCGUGACGGACGUGCUCAUCUCUGUACUACCAUUCCCAAUGCUCUACCAGCUACGACUUAACCGGCGUCAGAUAUGGGGUCUAGUCGCAACCUUCUCUCUGGGCGCCGUCACCAUCGCUGUGAGCGUCGCUCGUUUCGCUACGAUAGAGGUCAUUCAGGCUUGGACCAACGUCUUUGUGCUUUCCAUGGCAGAGAUUGCUGUUGCUAUCAUGGUGGUGUCUCUACCGUCAAUGAGAGCAUAUAUCAGACGAGGCGGCAUUUUCGCGUCAAGACGAAGGUACGGCUCGUCGUCUUCCAAUCCUCAUCGAACGCCAGUUUCUCGAUCAGAGCAUCUCAAACUCUCGUCCAACGACAGAAGCAAGACGAGUGCUCGCUCGCGCUUGGAAGAAGAAGACUCAGGGAGUGAAGUUGAGCUGAAUGUCUUAGGCAGAAAAGAUGUUAUCUACGAGACCCGACGGGUCAGCGUACAGUUCUCUGAAUCGAAUGAAGCUGAGGUUACGCAUAGCAAGAAACUUUUUUAG